This is a messenger RNA of Colius striatus (speckled mousebird), 5771 nucleotides long. It is a transcript of the gene CHORDC1, whose product is annotated as cysteine and histidine rich domain containing 1. The transcript is spliced from 11 exons. Bases 238 to 1233 code for a protein of 331 amino acids. Lineage: Eukaryota; Metazoa; Chordata; Aves; Coliiformes; Coliidae. The record is from RefSeq and is a predicted model, not a curated record.
UUCCUCUCUCUCUGGCAACAGCUCCGCGCCUGGCGGGCGCCUGCGCAGCCGCGGCCGCCCGUGCUCCCCUUCCCCCGAAGCUUCGUGAAGUUUCCGGAAGGCUCCGGCCGGCUCUUUCCGCCGAGGAAGCUCCCCCGCCCCCCGGCGCUGCCCGGCUUCCGGCUGCCUCCUCCCGCCCCGCCGGACGCCGCUGUACCCAGCGGUGGGGCAGCAAGCGCCGCUGGCCGCUCCGCCGCCAUGUCGUUGCAGUGCUACAACCGUGGCUGCUGCCAGCGCUUUGACCCCGAAACCAAUACGGAAGAUUCAUGCACAUACCAUCCAGGUGUGCCAGUCUUUCAUGAUGCUCUCAAAGGUUGGUCGUGUUGUAAGAGAAGAACAACAGACUUUUCUGACUUCUUAAGCAUUGCGGGCUGUACAAAGGGUCUCCAUAACAGUGAGAAACCUCCUGAGCCUGUUAAACCAGAAGUCAAAACUACCUCUGAACGAAAGGAGUUGGCUGAACUGAAGCCCAAAUUUCAAGAACACAUAAUUCAAGCACCAAAACCAUUGGAAACAAUUAAAAGACCGAGCCCAGAUGAGCCAAUGACAAAUUUGCAGCUGAAAGUGUCAGCUUCCUUGAAGCAAGCACUAGAUAAACUGAAACUGUCAUCAGAAAAUGAAGAGAAAAAAGAGGAGGACAGUGAUGAAAUCAAGAUUGGGACUGCAUGUAAAAAUGCAGGCUGUUCAAAGACUUACGAAGGACCACACAGCACUGAAGAAGUAUGUAUAUACCAUUCUGGUGUACCUAUAUUCCAUGAAGGGAUGAAGUAUUGGAGCUGUUGUAAAAGAAAAACAUCUGACUUCAACACAUUUUUAGCUCAAGAAGGCUGCACAACAGGAACACACAUAUGGACUAAGAAGGAUGCAGGUAAGAAAGUAGUUCCAUGCAGGCAUGAUUGGCACCAGACUGGAGGAGAAGUGACUAUUUCUGUAUAUGCUAAAAACUCUGUUCCUGAUCUCAGCUAUGUAGAAGCAAAUAGCACAAUGGUAAAUAUCCAUAUUGUAUUUGAAGGAGAAAAGGAAUUUCAUCGUACUAUGAAGUUGUGGGGAGUAAUCGAUGUAAAGAGGAGUUAUGUGAAUAUGACAGCUACAAAGAUUGAGCUUACCAUGAGAAAAGCAGAGCCCCUAUUAUGGGCAAGUCUUGAAUUACCAGUUUCCAACACACAACAAAAAAAAGAUAAUUCAGAUCAAUAAUGGUUCCAAGAGACAAGUUAUUUCCCGUUAUGAAGUGGUGACUUGCUACUGUAAUCCAGUAUUUAACUUUUAUAUAGAUUCAUUUUUGUAAUGCUAGAUCAUAUAUUCCCUUCUAAAAGAAAUUUGACACAAAGUAAAUGGAGGUGUAAGCUUGAAGGGUAGUAGCUAUUUCUGCUCUUGUUCCCUUGAGUGUAUUUAUUCUAGAUGGAGUGUCUCCAUGGGAAUUUAGAGUAAAAAAGCCAUUGCUCUUUGCUUACCAUCUCACCUACCGUGCACUGGUCAUCCCAAUUCUCUGUCCACUGGGUAUGUUAAUUCUUCAAGUGUUGGGUUUAGACUGGACCUGCUAGGUGAUACCUGUUCAGUUCUGCACUGUUCAUUGUGAAGCACACAACAAUACAAUUAAAAAGCCUUCAGUUGCUGAAGCGGUUAGCACACAGUUUACAUCUAGAAUAAGAAGGUACAUAAGCAUAAAUACAGAAGAACGCUUGUAGACUGGCAUUUUUGUCUUCUGAAACCAAGGUUUUUCAGUACCUGUUGGCUGUGGAGGGAUGGAAUAAACAGUGUUUUGUUAAGGAUUUCAGUACUUGCUGACUCUUUUGCUGUGUUUCACGUAUAAAAGCAGGAGAACAGACUAAAAUAAAAACAAGGUUGGCAAGGGGGAAUUUUAUUUUUAUGUCCUCGUAUACCUUUGGCAUUUAAAUUAUUAAAUAGAAAAAUGAAGGGCCUGAAUAACUUCUCAGCUGUGGAGAAUAUAGAAACAACUGUAAUUGUAAAAUUACCAAAGUACUGUAUAUAUUUAAUAAUCUUUAGAAUGUAUAUUCUGUCCUAUUUUACAACAUUCAAAAUCAGGAAUCUUUUUUCAAAGUAGGUGGAUGUGUGUAGUAGAAGCCAGUACACGUGUAGGUGUCUCAGGAAAAUUAUUUCCAUAUAGAUAAGCAUAGCUCUUGUUUCUGAGGAUGGUAAUCUAAAUUUAUCUACAGGACAAAGGAGAAACAGCAACCUUCCAAAAUGUCUGUCUCAAAACAUAAUUGUACCUUGGAAAUUAAAGCAUUUUUAAAAUGUUAUUUCUUUUUGAGCAGCAUAAACAAAAUCCAAUCAUUAGAAAUUGACAUCUUAUUUUUGGUUUCAGUUCUCUGUCAGUAAAGAUGGGUGGCUGAAAACAGGACAGAUUUAAAGAUGAGUCUUUAUACAAGCAGCAACACAUGCAGUAAUGUUGCUUUCUUAUUCUUUUUGAAAUAUACUCUUAAUUUGGGGAUUGCAGCUGAAAGAAAAACAGUGGUUUUGUAUAUAAGGCAUGCAAAACAUACACCUCUUGUGCCAAAACUUAUACACAUAAGCAAGCUAUGCUGUGGACUGUUGCAACGUAGGGAUGCUCAUCUUCCCACCCCAGUAGGACUGGAAUAAGGCGAGGGCAAGCACAGGGGGUAGCAAAGGCAUUCUGAAGUUAGACAGGGAUUUCUAAGAAGCUUACUGUUUUCCAAUAGGUAUAAUUUGACUUGAGCUCAAAGCUCUGUCUCUUAACAGUGCUUGAAAUGAAAAUCCUACUUCAUGCUUAAAGUAGUAGGAAAUACAUUACCAAAGAAACCAUCCCCAAACACCAAGAAAGUAAUUGUGGUGCUGUAUAACUGAGAUGCGCUUUGGUGCUGCUUUAUCUUCAUUUCAGGAUCCUAUUUCCUGAUAGACUUGGACUCUUAUCAGGACUCCAAGUUCCUUAUUCACUUGGGCCCCUAUUAAAAUUUACAGCUCUUAAGUGCAGCCUAGAAGAGUUUAUUAAUCUCUAAUAAUGCCUGCCUUUGCUUCUUUUGUCUUUAUUUUUUAUGAAUUUGAAAAAGGUCAGGUGCUGUGAAGUGACAGGCUAAAAGCUUAGAAAAGUGUCUGGCUGCAAAUGAUCUUAUAAAAGAAUAGAUGUUCCCUGGUGUGCCCUGAACCUCCCAGUGGAGCUCUUAUUAGUACAGUACUGAGAACAAUCGCUUCACUGAAUGAAAAGCUCUAGAUAGCUGUAGCUACUAGCAUGCCAUCUGUGGUUUUGUGUGCAGAACUCUGAACUUGGACAGCAAAAUGAGCAGUGUUUAAAUGCCAGGAGAAAGUUCUUAUUGAACAAGCAAGAUCAAACGUGUGUCUAUCCAUAUGGAUAUAUAAAUACCCUAAAUAGCUUAUGUCUUUUGGAUUUUUUAACAUAUUUUCAGUUUAUUUGCAUCUUCAUAUGCAGUAUGUUUACAUCAUGUAAAAUCCAUUUUAAAGAACUGCAAGGGAAAUGGGAUUUCUUGGGAAGACAGAAUUUUUGGUUUUAAGCAAGUCAUAUUACCUUUUGGUAUGCCUUUAUAUAAGUGGAAAGAAAUGUGGGUGAAUGGACCUUCUGCUCUUCAUGCUGCAGUCUCUUGGGGCUUUGGAGCCCUGCAGCUGUUUCUGGCACUCCUGUAUCAGAAAUAGUGUGACUGGCAGGACCAGGACAGUGAUUGUCCCUGUGUGCUCAGCACUGAUGAGGCUGCAUCUCGAAUACUGUGUCGAGUUCUGGGCCCCUCACUACAAGAAGGACAUAACGGUGCUGGAGUGUGUGCAGAAAUGGGCAACAAAGCUGGUGAAGGGUCUGGAGCACAAGUCUGAUGAGGAGUGGCUGAGAGAGCUGGGAAUGUUUAUCCUACAGAAGAGGAGGCUGAGAGGAGACAUGAUCCCUCUCUCCAACCACCUGACAGGAGGCUGUAGUGAGAUGGGUCAGUCUCUUCUCCAAAGUUAUGAAUUACAGGACAAGAGGGAAAUCCACUCAUUGCACCAGGGGAGGUUUAGAUUGGAGAUGAGGAACAAAAGAGUUAUCAAGCAUUGGAAUAGGCUGCUCAGGGAAGUGGAAGAGUUAUUUAAAAGACAUGUAGCUGUGGCACUGAGGGACAUGAUUUAGUGGUGGAUGAGGCAGUACUGAGUCAGUGGUUGAACUCUACAGUCUUUAAGGUCUUUUCCAACCAAAAACAAUUCUGUGAUUGGAAUUACAUUCUGCUGGCAGCUGAGUCAGCUUUGCUGUGAGUAAAAGAAAGCUACUGUAAACAUAAUCCUCAGUUUUGCUUUUACUUUUCAUUUAUUCCUCCUACUCUUUUCCCGUUGUUCAUACUUUCAGCACAAAAUUAAAGAUACUUCAGGGGUUCAGUUAUGACAUUCCCCAUCAGUGAUGGUAACACAGCUUUUUUAUCUGUUUAAAAAGGUAAGCAAACAAAAACAAUACCCAGCUUUGAUCAGGUGAUGAGAGGGUAGUGGUUUUACAAAUAAUAGUCUAGUUUUCUGUGGCCUGUGAUGUGUUUCAAAAUAAAAGGAUAAACUUUCAGAGGGUACAGACUGCCAUAAGUUUAACUGUGUUCGUCCUUAGCAGCUUUUUAUAACCAUCUAUCUGCAUCCAUCAACGAGCUGCAGAGGCUGGUGAACACUCACAGAAUCUGAGUGUUACGAGCAGUUGCUCAGAACAGGCUUCAGCACACCACAGCUCAAUCCUGGUAUUCCAUGAAGUGACACCUUGACAUGGAAGCUGAUGUUUCAGUGGGAUAUUGGUUUGGGCAUAACUUGUGUCAGUAAAUGUGGAGAAAAGGUGGCUUCAGCUCCAUGCACCAAACCAUCACUGCAGGAUUUGCAAACGAAGCAAGGUGGUUUUGAUCCCAUAGUCUUUCACCUCUCCAGUCUUAGUGAAACUAAAUUGCAAACAAGCACCUACUGGAAUACUUGCUAUUAAAUUUACCCCUUUCUUCCAUGUUUUCAGAAGUUGUGCUGUAUUGAACAAGUUGGUUGACUUGAUCCAGUCCAGCUCUAUGUUUUCUAAUUAAUAAUUCUUUAAAAGCUGUGGCGUCUCAGUUUGGGUUUACAUGUUAUUCCCAUAGAAAGUGUUAUGUGUCUCAGGAAUGACUGGUUAGGUGCAUAUAGAACUUCUUCACUGUCCCUUUUUAAUGUAAAAAAAUUACUUGGGUAUACAAGUUAGUGACAGAAAAGCCCAUUUUCCUGUUUAAUGUUUCUUGUAGGAGCUGGUAUUUAUUUUCAGGGUUAAUGUGCUGUUAGACAGUUCAGCUACUUUGACUCUUAGGUUUUACAUGGCACUGAUGUAACCUGACAGUAAAACAUUCCAUCAGGUGAUCUAGAAUGUGUACAUUACCAAGUCACCAUUUCAGUAGUUUAGGGAUUAGUUUUACUAGGAAUUUUGCCUUGAUAAAACUCUACUUAUACGUAACGAUGCGUUUUUUGCUUGCAUUCUUUAAACACGGCAUGAGUACUGGUUAAACACUCUACCUGCUAAUCAUUGGGCUUUCCCAAUUGCUACUAAAAUUUUAUCUCUGUUCAGGAACGAGAUCCUUUUUAAAGCAAUGAGUUAUGUGUCUGGAACACUGCUUGAAGGUGGUCAUAAUUCUGCCAUUGUAAGAGACUUGCAUUACGGUUGAAGAGAUGCCUUUUUGCAUGGUGGCUUGAUUCUGCACAUGCAUAGAGCUUACAGAAAUGAAUCUCAUAUCUUCAUGCUCUAGGGUUUUUUUUCUACAUGCAUUCAAUAAAAUUCUUAUUACAUGCUGGUUGCA